UCUAGGGCUAAAUGAGGCACAUAUCAAUUCAAGAAUCUACACUAGCUCUAUUCUCAUAUGUCCUUUUCAGGCUAAAUCUGCCAAACUAGUCAGUAAUAAACAAUCAUCCCAACAAGGUUAGCUGCUUCCCUGUUUUGGGGGUAUUUGUAUGUUUUCAUGUUUAGCUAUAGGAAGCUGACCUUGCUCUUUAGCUUCCUCUGAUUUGACCUCAGUUAGUUUCCCUAAUCUAUGAUAGCAAUGGCUUAUUACUAUAGGGUCACAGACAGCAUAGUCAUGAGAGACCUAUUACAUAAUUUUGCCUCAGGCCAGUCUUAUUUGUAGUUUUAAGAAAAAAAGUUGUCAAAAAUAGUGCUCAGCUACUGUGUAUAAAGUAUGGGAUUUGGCAUCCUUUAAAUUGUGAACAUAUUAGCCAGAAAUGUGAAUUUUUCCAAUGUGCAUAGGACUGCUUUUUCCAAUUAAAUUUCAAUUAACCAUGUCCAAAGCACAUUUUUCGCUGUUUUGAAAUCUGACCUUUCCAAAUUUUCAGUCUUUAUAUUUUUUUAUUCUUUGAGCUUAAGAAAAAUACUUUAAUUGUUCUUAAUGAUAUGGAUCUUUUCUGGUUAAAAAUGAGCAAAAUAACUUUUGAAUAGGCUUUUCAAAGUUUGUGUAGCAUGUUCUUAUGAAUAAGCAUGAAUCUAGUUUAGCAUAUUGCUUCUUCUUAGGACAGGAUAUUUAGGAAAAAGUGAACGCUGGAUAGGAAGUAAUUACAAGUGUAAUUUUUGACUAAAUUAGAUUUAUAAUCACAAAACCUUCAGGGCAGAUACUAACUGGUUAAAUUCUAAUAAAUUAUUUAUAAUCUUCAAUAAGCCAGGCAGAAUGAAUUAAAAUGUCUUAAUAGAUGCAGUUAAGCAUUUUGAACAUGAUAUAAUGAUUAAAAUACCCUCCCUGAGUGUCUUGACCAGUAAUGGCAUUGAUUAAAUGAAAUAAAGGUUUGUGACAGAGAUAAUUAUAAAAACCAGUAAGCCAAAAAAACUACUCUAGGGAAUAAAACUACUAGAUUUCAGGCUAAAGGCACAGAUAAAAGUAUGUGGCUUUCAUCUGAAAAUAGGAGAAGAGGAAUGGAAAACAAAAACAGACAUGAAGAGGUGGUUGAAUAACAAUAAUUAUAGUAAACCGACAUUUGAGAUCAAAUCAAACAAUUGAAACAAGUCAUCUCUCUGUAAUAAUAACAUAAAUAUGACCUUUUCAGACAUAUAGUGCCUCCCUUGUAACUCUGAGAAGUAAGCAUCACACAAAUUGAUACAUUUGUUUUACAGAUGGGGGAAACUGAGGCUGAGAGGUUAAGUCAUUUAUUUAAAAUGCUAAGUAUGCAUUCUGAGAUUCCCAAGCUAGGUCUUUCUGACCUCUAAGCACUCAUUUAAUUUUCAUUUCCAUUUCUGAUGAACUUAACAAAUAAGGUAACAUUUUUCUAAUGCCAAUACUGCAAGUCUGCAAUACUACGUAGACAUUGGAUGGUCUACAAGAGGAAGAGACAGUGAACAGUGAAUCAUGUUCUACUUUCAAAGAGAGUAAAGGUGAAGGCAGGACAAAUAUACCUCAACAUUUCAAUGUAUCCAUGCUUUUAUCUAACUAGGUACUACAUCGCAAAAUGAAUAUUGUAGCUUGUCCACACCUUUUCAACCCAUGUGGUUUGUCCCUGUCCUCAGAGAGAAUCCCUGAAGUGUACUAUAGACGCCUUCUCCUGAGUUAUUUAAAAUUCUGUUGCUACCAAGAUGGCUCUUGGGCUGUUUAUCUCUUAUCCCUGGAUCUAACUACAUUAACCAAUCAAGCAAUCAGCAAACAUUCAUUAAGCACUCACUGUGUUCUAGGCAGCAUGUUAGAGAUAAAAACAAAAAAACAAAAAAACUAAGACUGAAAUACUCCCUGCCAUUAAGGAGUUUACAUACCAUCAGCAGAGAAAACAUGUACUUGCCAAAAUUAUAUACAAAAUGCAUGUGAAUUAAAUCAAAGGUAAUUUAUAGGGUGAAGACCCUAACAUCUGACAAGAUGAUGAAAUAGAUCAAAUAGAAGGUAGCACGCCUUUUAUAACUGACACUUCUUUAUUUGAACAUAUAAUUUCUUAAAAGUUUUUUGUGUCACUUCUUGCAUAUGUCAUAAUUUUAAAGAUAUUGUUGCUCUAUUAUAUCUACCAUGCCUUUUCUCCUUUCCCUUUGAAAAAUUUGCAACUACCAUUCUUUGAUGACUGGUUUAUUAUGAAUUGGAAUCAUAUAGCAUCACUGGGAAAAUGAUUUAAAAUAUGGAUUUUUUGUGGGUCAUGGACAGUUUGGGAUUUAUGAAAGCACUACAUACUUUCCUAAAUGUCACUCAGCUUGCUCUCUUCCUCCUAUUCAAUUCUGGGCUGAGUCCAUUGCCUUCCUACAGUGCCUGUCCAAAAUACAUGCUAGUGAGCUGCCCAAUCAACUACAUCUCUUAGCCUAAAAAGAGAGGCAUGCUUCAUUCAUUUUGUUUUUCCUUUGUGGAUUGUUAGACCUAUCUCUUUUGAGUGUCGUGACUCUCAUUGAAGAGGCUCUGUAGUAUUCUGAGGCUUGAUGCAAUCAGCACAAUGUCAUCUGAAAACAGGAACAUCAGGAGGACCUCACCAUCUAUAGGGAAUCCCUCUUCCAUUUGGACUCUGCAUUGGACAUCUUCCAUGAUGGUGGCAAAUACCUUUGUGGCGGCACCUGACUUGCUGGAUCCUAAAUCUGCCACUCAGAACUCCAAACCGAGGCUCUCGUUUUCUACCAAACCUACAGUACUUUCUUCCCGGGUGGAGAGUGAUACAACUAUUAAUGUUAUGAAAUGGAAGACAGUCUCCACGAUUUUUCUGGUGGUUGUCGUCUAUCUGAUCAUUGGAGCUACUGUGUUCAAAGCUCUGGAGCAACCUCAUGAGAUUUCACGAAGGACCACCAUUGUGAUUCAGAAGCAGACAUUCAUAUCUCAACAUUCUUGUGUCAAUGCAACCGAAUUGGACGAACUCAUCCAGCAAAUAGUGGAAGCAAUAAAUGCAGGGAUUAUACCUUUAGGAAACAGCUCCAAUCAAAUCAGUCACUGGGACUUGGGAAGUUCCUUCUUCUUUGCUGGCACUGUUAUUACGACCAUAGGUUUUGGGAACAUCUCACCACGGACAGAAGGUGGAAAGAUAUUCUGUAUCAUCUAUGCCUUACUGGGAAUUCCCCUUUUUGGUUUUCUCUUGGCUGGAGUUGGAGAUCAACUAGGGACUAUAUUUGGAAAAGGAAUUGCUAAAGUAGAAGACACAUUUAUUAAGUGGAAUGUGAGUCAGACUAAAAUUCGAAUCAUCUCAACCAUCAUCUUCAUAUUGUUUGGGUGUGUUCUCUUUGUUGCUCUACCUGCAGUCAUAUUUAAGCACAUAGAAGGUUGGAGUGCUCUUGAUGCCAUUUAUUUUGUGGUCAUCACACUGACAACUAUCGGUUUUGGUGAUUAUGUUGCAGGAGGAUCAGAUAUUGAGUACUUAGAUAUUUACAAGCCAGUGGUAUGGUUUUGGAUCCUGGUAGGGCUUGCUUACUUUGCUGCUGUCCUAAGCAUGAUUGGGGAUUGGCUUCGUGUUAUAUCAAAAAAGACAAAGGAAGAGGUAGGAGAGUUCCGAGCUCAUGCUGCAGAAUGGACCGCUAAUGUCACAGCUGAGUUCAAGGAGACCCGAAGGCGACUGAGUGUUGAGAUUUAUGACAAGUUUCAGCGGGCCACUUCCAUUAAAAGGAAGCUUUCAGCAGAAUUGGCAGUGAACCACAAUCAAGAGCUGACCCCAUGCAAGAGAACCCUGUCAGUUAACCAUCUGACCAGCGAGAAGGACAUCCUGCCUCCACUAAUGAAGACUGACAGUAUUUAUCUGAAUGGUUUAACACCUCAUUGCCCAGGUGAAGAAAUUGCUGUCAUUGAGAACAUUAAAUAACCCACAGCUGGAAUACUGGUUCUUUGAAAAUCCUUGGUCUUAACCAUGACUGAGGACUUUGGAAUACUCUUUAUAAUUGAUGCUGUUAGCAUUUUUAAAGUGUGCAUGAGCUCAAAAGAAAAAAAAACACAAAUACCCAUUGUAGUCAUCUACCAUCAACAGAAAUUGGGAUUCUGAGCCAGCACUAUACUUUUGGAGAUGCUUGUUGAAUUGCACUCCUAUCUUUGAUAGGGAGUGGAACAAGCGAUGUCUGAUGCCUUUCUGUGCCCAGACUGUUUUUUUUUUUCCUUUUCCUUAUUUUUUUCGUAAUGUGCCAUAAGGCCUAAGAAUGAAUUCUAAUUGUUUAUUCUAAUUAUGUAGCUUUGAGGGAUAAGUCCUUAACUUUUCAGGGUCUACCUAACUGAGCCUAGACAUGGACCAUUUAUGGAUGACAACAUUUUUUUUGUAAAUGGCAAGAAAUUCUUAUGCAGCCUUUUACCUAAGAAAUUUCUGUCAGUGCCUUAUCUUAUGAAGAAACAGAACUUCUCUAGCUGUUGUAUGAUUUUUUCUUCCCCUUAACCCCAUUCCCUGUCCUACUGCCCUGCUUCCCAUGCCCCCAAUGCUUUGUGCAUGGAUACCCCACAUUCCAGAAAGCAGUGUAUGAAAGUAAUUGAAGUGAGAAUACCUGAUGAGAAAAUGGAAGUAAAAAGAGUAGAUGGACAUUGGAAUAAUGCUCAGUAACCCUAGUUUUAAAGGCACUAUAUUUACAAAAGUUGGGGAAAUGUCCCCUAAAUUUUUUCUCUUCUUCAGGACCCAAUAAUAAAAUAAACUUGUAUGAUUAUAGUUCAGAUCAUGGAAUAGUCAAGCUCCAUGGCAUGGCAGGCCUCAUUUUUUGUGGAAGUUUUCAGAAAUGACUCCAUUUAUCAUCAAGUGUUCCAUAAAGGAGAAAUAAUCCACAUGUAAUAAAUUAUUUGACAGAUGAAAGCACUCAAUAUUUUAUUUUAUUUAACGUGAUUUAAAUUCAUUAGUUUUGCUUAACCAAAAAUAGCAAAAACAAGUAAAAAGUGUGAUUUUGAAGCAUUUGCUAAUAAACAGUUUACUGCUAGCAUUUUUUUUCUUUGAUGUUUAGAAGGGUUGUUAUUCAAUGACCCUACUCCUGCUCCUGAACACAAGAUAAUGAUACCACUGCCCCAGGAGGGCACAAUCUUUCUAUCCGGCAUUGGGUGUUUUUUCUGGAGCUAUGAACGAAAGGAGAGUAAAAGUGGAAACUGGUAUCACUGUGACUUUGCACAUUGAAAACGUAGAUUGUAGGCAUAAUUCAUCCCUACCAUAAGAGAGAAAAAGCUGUUAUAGCACAAUUUAAAUACUGAUAGCUGUUUUUAGAUAGGAAAGGCUGAUAUUCAGAACUAAAACCUUUUUUAGUUAAUUUUGUAUCCUCUAGAUUUGUGGAUAUUUCUAAGAUUCAGAAAUGUUACAAAGGUACCCAGUAGAUUACUAAUUUUUUCCUUUAUUUUCAUAUUUAAGCCUAUUGUAGAUAAAAAUAAGUUGACACAACAUGAUUGCCUAAAAUAAAAUUGGAAAAAAUGUAUUGGGUUGUGUCCAAUGAGACUGUCUUUAAAAUAUAUUGAUGUUAUAAAAGCCUGUUUUUCAAAAAUAAAGAUUUAAGCUAGAAGUGUAAAUAUCCAGUUAACUUGCUGAGGGUACUAUUUUAAAUUUAGGAAGACUAAUACAAUAUUUCUAGGAGGCCAGGCGCUUUUAAAAAGAAAGCUACACCCAUUUCCUCAGUAACUGUGUCCUGAAAGUUCAUAUGGUGAGAUACAACUCUUGCCAUGUAUAAACUGUGAAUUGUAUGGAAAAAAAUAAAGUUUUUAAUUAAAGUCAGCUUUUUUGAAGUCUCCUACUUGGUAUUCUGAUGAUGAACAAUUAAGUCUGUCUCUGUCCAUAUAGACACCUCAAUAGAGCAAGUUGCAUACUAAUUUCAUAGUAGUUAAAUGGUAAAUGAAAAGUGCUUGGCAACUUAUCUUCCUUAUUAUAUUUACAUUAUUUUUGGUAAUCAAAAUCUGGCAAUUCUGUAUUUAAUGAUGUAAGUAGGUAUUUUAAGAGUAGAGUACAUGAAAAUAAAAUAAAUUGGUCCUAGGAUAUGAUAUAGGAUACAUUCCUUAUGUGACGUUUUAAAACUAAUCCAGUUGUGGGUCUGCUUAAAUAUCUUCUGCUUUGGGAAUUAACCAUAUUAGAUAUUAUUUUUAGAAAGAAAUAAUUUAACAAACAGUUGAAACAUU
Molecule: messenger RNA, 6183 nt
Organism: Sarcophilus harrisii (Tasmanian devil)
Lineage: Eukaryota; Metazoa; Chordata; Mammalia; Dasyuromorphia; Dasyuridae
Gene: KCNK2
Product: potassium two pore domain channel subfamily K member 2
Exons: 7
Coding region: 2582-3925 (447 amino acids)
Biological process (GO): stabilization of membrane potential; potassium ion transmembrane transport
Cellular component (GO): membrane
Molecular function (GO): outward rectifier potassium channel activity; potassium ion leak channel activity
Source: RefSeq, a predicted model, not a curated record